Molecule: messenger RNA, 1927 nt
Organism: Parasteatoda tepidariorum (common house spider)
Lineage: Eukaryota; Metazoa; Arthropoda; Arachnida; Araneae; Theridiidae
Product: D-3-phosphoglycerate dehydrogenase
Biological process (GO): L-serine biosynthetic process
Molecular function (GO): phosphoglycerate dehydrogenase activity; NAD binding
Source: RefSeq, a predicted model, not a curated record
UUUUGGAGAGCUCUGGCGCAGAAAGGUAAACCUUAUCUUGCCGGUAAAAAGGUUAACACAAACAAAUGAUCUUUCUUUGCGAUUUAAAUGUUGACUUAUCAGUAAUCUGUCUUUUUCUCACUUUUGAAGCAAGGGCGGUGGUUGUAUUGGAAUUAAGUACGCGGCAUUAAUUUUAUUUCACAAGCUUUCAUUUAAUCAUGUCUCUUGCAAUUGAAUCUGUUUUAAUAUCCGAAUCAGUCGAUCCCAGUUGCGAGUCUAUUCUUUCACAAAAUGGUAUUUCUACGACAACUAAAGUUGGAUUAACUGCUGAACAAUUGAAAUCUGAAAUACAGAAUUAUCAUGGCCUGAUAGUCCGUUCUGCUACUAAAGUUACCUCAGAUAUAAUUGCUGCUGGAAAGAAUUUGAAGAUUAUUGGUAGAGCAGGUGUUGGAGUUGAUAACAUUGACUGUGAUGCUGCCACCAAACAUGGCGUUCUUGUUAUUAAUGCUCCUGGUGGAAAUACUCUAAGUGCUGCUGAACUUACAUGCUGUAUGAUCACAUCAUUAUCUAGGAGUAUUCCAGAAGCUUGUGCUACAUUAAAAAAUGGCAAGUGGGAUCGCAAGAGAUUCAUGGCAAAUGAACUUAAUGGCAAAACACUUGCCAUUAUUGGACUGGGACGCAUUGGACGAGAAGUUGCUUUUAGAAUGCAAGCUUUCGGAAUGAAGACUAUUGGUUUUGAUCCUCUUGUUCCAGCUGAAGAAUCCAUUAAGUUUGGUGUUGAGACUAUUGAACUGAGUGAAAUCUGGCCUCUUGCGGAUUACAUUACAGUUCAUACACCUUUGAUUCCACAAACCAAAAAUAUGCUAAACAAGGAAACGUUUGCAAAAUGCCGUAAGGGUGUGAAAGUAGUGAACUGUGCCAGAGGAGGAAUUAUUGAUGAAGAUGCCUUAUUUGAUGCCUUAGAAUCUGGUCAGUGUGGUGGUGCAGGAUUAGAUGUCUAUUUGGAGGAACCUCCAAAGAACACAAAACUCAUCCAGCAUCCAAAAGUGAUCUGCACACCCCAUUUAGGAGCCAGUACCCAUGAAGCCCAAAGUAGAGUCGCUGUUGAAAUUUCUGAGCAAAUGGUCGCUCUCAAUCAAGGACAAUCAGCUCAUGGAAUUGUAAAUUCCCCAGCUUUCUCUCUGUCAAUGUCUAGUGCCAAUAGAGAUGGUGUGGUUCUUAGCAAAACUGUCGGCCAUUUAAUAGCUUCAUUAUUUGCUAAUACAGAGUCUGAAAUUACUGUUUCAGUAAAUGUGCAUGGUACUGAUUUGCACAGAAAAGAAAUCAUGUUCAGCACAGCAGUUUUAAUAGGAAUGCUUCAACAAAGGAAAAAGGCAGCUAAUUUUGUGAAUGCUCCUACUCUAGCUAAAGAUCUAGGAUUUACGGUUGAAAAAGUGAGCACUGGUCCACCAAAAGGACACAAUUUGUCUGUUGAAGUAGUUGCUUCGUCUGCUAAUCAGAAACAUUCCGCAUUGGUCACCUUGAAGGGAAGUAAUGAUCCUGUAUUGUGUGCUAUAGAUGGUCACUCAUUCAAAGUUCAUCCUCUUCUAGCUGGACAUUUAAUACUUCUGAAAAGUUCUCUCUCCAGUGCUCUAACACUUUGUGGUUCAUUGAUAGAAAAAGGUGUAAUAGAUAACGCAUCUUGGUCGUCUUGCAUUGAUGGAAAGAGCUGGUCUGUUCUCAAUUCAAAUAAACCAGCAGAUUUGGCAAAUAUUGGCCAUCCUGUUGACUUUUAUGCUCAAAUAAGUCUUUAAAUAUUCCACUUUAUUUUACAAUAUUUAAAAUAAAAAGUAUUUUUGUUCUAUAAUUUGUUAUAAAAGCUCUUAAAUUUUGUUGCCAUUUUUUUAUGUUUAUCAUUAUAUAUAUUUUGUAAUAGAGUGUACUUAUACAAUAAAACUUGUUAAGCUUU